This is a messenger RNA of Nothoprocta perdicaria, 2163 nucleotides long. Its product is annotated as sodium/hydrogen exchanger 2-like. The transcript is spliced from 12 exons. Lineage: Eukaryota; Metazoa; Chordata; Aves; Tinamiformes; Tinamidae. The record is from RefSeq and is a predicted model, not a curated record. Gene Ontology annotation, biological process: proton transmembrane transport; sodium ion transport; regulation of pH. Gene Ontology annotation, molecular function: sodium:proton antiporter activity. Gene Ontology annotation, cellular component: membrane. Bases 1 to 2163 code for a protein of 720 amino acids.
AUGGGGAGGCAGAGCCCGGGCUGCCUCGUCGGGCCCUUGCUCGCRCUCUUCCUCCAGGCCGCCAGUGCUGGAGACCUGUCAGGCUCCCAGGUGCUGGAGGAAGAUGCUCUUCCCGAGAACACCAGCUGGGAUGCKGAGGAAGGCCAGGGGAACGAAUCCUUGGAGCAUGCGUUUUUCUCCGUGGAUUACCAGCAUGUCCAAGUCCCCUUUGAAAUCACGCUCUGGAUCAUGCUUGCGUCUUUGGCCAAAAUAGGGUUUCAUCUCUAUAACAAGCUGCCUUCUGUUGUUCCGGAAAGCUGUUUAUUGGUAUUUGUAGGACUCAUUAUGGGUGGAAUCAUCUAUGGCUUAAAUGACAAAUCCCCACCGGUUAUGGACAGUGAUAUCUUUUUCCUCUACCUGUUGCCACCUAUCGUCCUUGAUGCAGGAUAUUUCAUGCCCAGCCGUCCCUUUUUUGAGAAUAUUGGCACUAUUCUCCUGUAUGCUGUUGUGGGAACGAUAUGGAACGUGUUUGGGAUCGGCUUUUCACUGUAUGGGAUCUGCCAAGUGAAAUCUUUUCAGCUGCAGGACGUGUCGUUGCUCCAUAACCUCUUGUUUGGCAGUCUCAUAGCUGCUGUGGAUCCUGUAGCAGUGUUAGCUGUGUUUGAAGAGAUACAUGUCAAUGAAAAGCUGCACAUUUUGGUCUUUGGUGAAUCGCUGCUGAAUGAUGCAGUGACUGUGGUACUCUACAAGCUGUUUAGGUCUUUCUGUGAAAUGCCAGCCAUCAAAACUAUGGAUGUUUUGGCUGGAGUUGGGAAAUUCUUUGUGGUUGGCAUAGGAGGCAUUUUAGUUGGUCUGGCUUUUGGGAUGAUUUCUGCCUUUACCACGCGCUUUACCAAGACUAUCCGUGUCAUUGAACCGCUCUUUGUCUUCCUGUACAGUUAUCUCUCCUAUCUCACAGCAGAAAUGUUUCACCUUUCUGGCAUUGUGGCCAUCAUUGCUUGUGCUAUGGGCAUGAAACGGUAUGUGGAGGCCAACAUCUCUCUGAAAUCCCACACCACAAUCAAGUACUUCAUGAAGAUGUGGAGCAGUGUCAGUGAUACGCUCAUCUUCAUCUUCCUCGGGGUUUCCACCAUUGGAGAAAACCAUGAGUGGAACUGGCCAUAUAUUUUCUUCACUGUCAUUUUCUGUCUCAUUUGGAGAGCACUAGGGGUUCUUGUUCUGACUUUCUUUGUGAACAGAUUUCAUGUCAACACCGUGACUGGCAAAGACCAAUUCAUUAUAGCAUAUGGGGGUCUCCGAGGUGCAAUCUGUUUCUCCUUGGUUUUCUUGCUUCCUGACUUUCAUAGAAAGAAGCUCUUYAUCGCAGCAACAACUGUUGUCAUCCUCUUCACUGUGUUUGUUCAGGGAAUGACCAUCCGCCCUCUCGUUGACUUGCUCGAUGUUAAGAAGAAGAGAGAGAGCGCGCCCACCGUGGGAGAGCAGAUUCAUAUUCGGUUCUUGGAUCAUUUGCUGGCUGGCAUAGAAGAUAUAUCUGGACACUGGGGACAGUAUUACUGGAAAGACAAACUAGAGUAUUUCAACAGCAAGUACCUGCAGAAGUUCCUGCUGCGGGAGUAUGACCAGCCAAAAUCCAGCAUCGUGCUGCUCUACGAGAAGCUGGAGCGCAAGCAUGCCAUCGAGCUGGCCGAAGCCGGGCAGCUGGGCCACACGCCGUCCCCCCUGUCCCUGCUCAACAGCCACAGGAGCGUCACAACAGAUGGAAAACCAGAGGAUAUCCUGAAUCCAGAUGUGCUCGAAAACAUACAGGAAAUACUAGCCAGGAACCUGUUCCGAAUAAGGAGAACGGUGCCCGCAUACAACCGGCACACGCUUCCCGGGGAGACGGAGCCCGCGGAGCAGGCCAAAGAGAUCCUCAUCCUGCGGCACAGGAGCCUCCGCAUGGAACUGAGCGAGAACGACACAGUGGGCUCCAGCAAGGAGAAGGAUGACUCCUGCUCAGCACAGGAGGACUCCAGCCCAAAGCCAAAGCUGUGCCGCUCCUUGACCGUGAGGAAYGCAGAGAGGACCCGGGAACCGAAGCAUAACCGAUCCAAGUCUGUGUGUGUCAUCUCCGCCCUGCAGCCCGGUGGUGCUGCCUGGGCUAAUAAGAAAGAAGCAGAGAAAGAGCUCACUCCAGAUAUCUAA